UUUUUUUGGCGCAAUAAAUUGACACAUAACCUCUAAAAAGUACAGUCCGGGAAUAAUUUGGCUUUUCUGUGUGUUUUAGUUAGGAAUUUCUCGUGCCUUUUUACCAGUCGACGCAUAAAUGUGUUAUUUAGUAGGAGAAAAUGUUUAUUGACGAUCUGAGGAAUGAUUUCUACGGCAAUCUUGUGGGAAAGCGUGUUCUUGUCAUUGUUAACUACGAUAUUGAUGGACUCUGUGCCAGUCGAAUCCUCCAGGCUCUGUUCCAGAAUGACCAAAUCCUCUAUUCCAUUGUGCCCAUUAUGGGGAUCUCUGGACUCCAGAGGACCUGCACAGAACACCGUAGUGACACAAAAAACAUCCUUCUGAUCAAUUGUGGCGGAUGCAUAGAUAUUCUUGAGACUUUGCAGCCGGAAGAGGAUACAAUCUUCUUCAUCUGUGACUCCCAUCGACCUUACGAUGUCUGCAACAUCUACAAUGACGGACAGAUCAAAAUCCUAGGAAAGCCCAAUGAAGAGGAGGGAAUACCAGAAUUCGAAAGUAUCUUCAGGGAUUCAGACUCUGAGGAGGAUGAUAGUGAAAGUGAAGAUGAAGAUGCCGAAGAGGGCGAACAAAUGUCGAGAAUGCAGAAGUUUGAGGCAAAGAUGGAGAAACAGCGUCAGAAGAGGAUUUGGGAAGCAGAUAGGAAUCGCAUAAUGUUUGAAUACAGCCAAUUCAGCUACUACGGAAAGAGUUCAGCCCUGAUGCUCUUCGAACUGGCCUGGAAGCUAUCCAAGGACUCCCUGGAUAUGCUCUGGUGGGCAAUUGUGGGAGUCACUGAGCAAUUGGUGCUGGGAAAGAUUGAAAGUGCAACUUACACGCUGGAGUGCAAUCAAAUCCAGUCGCACGUUUCGCGAUUAACCAACAAAGCCUCUGACCAGACCAUUCAGACUGCGGUCAGGAUAACCUUCGAGAAUGACCUUCACCUGGCCAUGUACAGACACUGGAGUGUCCAUGAAUCCCUGAGGCACUCCAUCCACUCGGCAUGUAAGAUGCGCCUGUGGACAGGACGCGGCGAGAAACGCCUGCAGGAGCUUUUGGUGGAAAUGGGACUUCCUCUAGUUCAGGCCCGUCAAACCUUUGGGUCGAUGCAGCUGGUGCUCCGGAAAGAAUUUUACGGGACCAUUGAGAAGUUGGCUGAGAAAUAUGAUCUGGUUGAUCUGAUCUAUGGCUCUUUCACUCUCAAUUACGGCUACAGAUAUCGCUAUUCAGCGUCUGACUAUGUGUACUCGCUGCUGGCCAAUCUGGAGGCCAUAGGACCUGAUCGACUGCCGGAAAUGUGUUUUCUGGAGGCCAUGGACAGCCUGGGUAGGGCGAAUAGGGCUAAAUUGGAUGGGGGCAUUGAGAGGGCUAAGCAUUUGCUGACCGGGAUCUUCCGGCAGGUUCAGAGUGUCCUGGAGAUGCAUCAGGUGAAAGCAGCCGGUCCUUUUCUCUACUACAUCCUCACGGAGGAGAAUAGUCUCUUCUGCUGCCCCUACAGUCUCACCCUCCUCACCCAAUUCAUCCUGAGAGCCCAUGUAGCCACAUCCCGAAGCCGGCGCACUCCAGACAUGCCCCUGGUGGCGAGUUGUCCGGUGGAUCUCGAAAGGGGUAUCUUCCUCAUGAUCGGAAUCCCUCCAACGCGGGAAGAUAGCCCAAAAAAUCUCUUUGGCAGAGCUUUUGAGCAAGCUGCCCUCAAAGCCAGUGCCACCAUCUCGCCAGACUUCUUUGACACAUCAUUCAUCCAGAUCAAACGGGAUGACAUUGAAAGAUUCCUGGACGCUCUCACUGUACUCCUAAGAUAAUUUAUUUUAAAAAACUAGCUGCUAAAUUCAUUUUUUUAAAUACAAUGAGAUUCAUCGAAAAGAAA
This is a messenger RNA of Phlebotomus papatasi, 1882 nucleotides long. It is a transcript of the gene Cdc45, whose product is annotated as cell division control protein 45 homolog. Gene Ontology annotation, biological process: double-strand break repair via break-induced replication; DNA replication initiation; mitotic DNA replication preinitiation complex assembly. Bases 141 to 1817 code for a protein of 558 amino acids. Gene Ontology annotation, cellular component: DNA replication preinitiation complex. Gene Ontology annotation, molecular function: chromatin binding; DNA replication origin binding; single-stranded DNA binding. Lineage: Eukaryota; Metazoa; Arthropoda; Insecta; Diptera; Psychodidae. The record is from RefSeq and is a predicted model, not a curated record. The transcript has 2 exons.